Molecule: messenger RNA, 1518 nt
Organism: Nerophis lumbriciformis (worm pipefish)
Lineage: Eukaryota; Metazoa; Chordata; Actinopteri; Syngnathiformes; Syngnathidae
Source: RefSeq, a predicted model, not a curated record
AUGUUGACAUCCGGCAACAACAGGAAGCCUGCAUAUGACAUGAAUGACAAACAGGAUAGGCCUUAUGUGUGCGAGGCCCCUGGCUGCUCUCAGCGCUUCCAGUUUGAGGAGCAUCUCAUCAUCCAUCGACAAAAACAUGCGAUGACCCUCAGGUUCUCUUCUUCCAAAUCGGAUCAGACUUUUACCGAUGAUACGCCGACUCCCACCCGGUUCUUGCAGAACUGUGAAGAAGUUGGUCUCUUCCAGGAGAUAGAGGAGGAGUUUCUCCAGGAGCAAGAAAAAGAAAAAGAGGAGCGCAAACAGACGGUUUCCCGUAAUGGGCCUUCUUGUAUGAAUCAGCACCAACUCAAAGCCCAACUCCAGCAGCCACCGCUGCACCAUCCCCACACCCAUUCCCUGCUGCAUCCCCAGUCCCAUGCACCCCCCAGUUGCAGCCUGGCAACCCAGCGAUCCAUCUCCUCCACCCAGUCUGGAUCUGCCGACAGCCGGGCCCCAUCCACACUCACCCACUCGGGGCCUGUUCCUGGACUCCCCUCCUCCCUCCUCCAAAUACGCAACAGACAGCGUCAACCGCUGCCAGCCUCGCUGCCUGGCACACUGCCCGACCCCGCCAUGCAAGGGGCAUCUGCUCAGCACAUGUCCAUGGAGAAGCAGAUGUCUUGUAUAAUGGGUAUACCAGGCCCCAUAAACAACCCGUCCUGUUCUUCGCCUCAGAGGUCCAAACAAAUGAUGGGCCAACACUACCAACACCAGCAUCCAGUCAUGCCACCUGUAAACAAUCCAACAAGUUCAUUGAUGGAGAUCAUGUCACAGCGCCACCAGGCACCUCCACUCCAACACCCCCAUCACCAUCACAAUCAUCAUCAUCAUCAUCAUCACCCUCAGCUCACCGCUCCACCCCUUGGCUACCAACAGCGAUGUCAUCCCUCCCAUCCGCAGCACCUUGGCAGCCACCCCCACCCGUCCAGGAACGCACCAGCUCACCAAUCGCCCCCCGCUCACCUCCCCCGAAGUUCCCCUCCUGCCCCCCCAUUGACUGUACCUGCACAGAUAUCGCCGCAAAUGCACGCCUGUCAAUCGCCGCAUUCCCAGCACGCAUUGCAGGUGAGUGGAAACUGCGGCCGGCGGAGGAGGACGGCCGAGCAGGACCCUGACGAGCGCCGGCAGAAGUUUUUGGAGCGCAACCGGGCAGCCGCCACCCGCUGUAGACAGAAGAGAAAAUUGUGGGUGUCGUCUCUGGAGAAGAAAGCAGAAGAGCUCACGCACACGAACCUUCAGCUACAGAAUGAGGUGACGUCAUUGAGGUCGGAGGUUGGUCAGCUGAAGCAAAUUCUGCUCACACAUAAGGACUGUCCUGUCACAGCCCGACAGAGAGAAGCGCAGGGGUACAAUACUGCAGGGGUGAGCCCGGGUGGAAGCCCCACCCCUGUAGACUCCGGGUGUCAUCGGCAGGCCAUCCAGCACAACAGCGUGACCACGUCCUCGCUGAGGCAGCACGACCCCAAGCCUGGACGCUAG